AAAAAAAUUGAGGGGUACGGUGGGUGAAUAAUUGAUGGUAGCCACCGCCUCGUUGCCCAAAGAGAACGACCAGCCCAUCACGCCGCCGGGUUCGCAGGCGGAAGACGCGAGGAGCGGCGCCGGCGGCGAUCGAUCUACAGACCAAGGUCUCCGGCGACAGGCCGCGACGAGUGCGAGAUGUCGGGGCAGAUGUUCACCCUCGCGGCCGCCGCCGACGUCCGGUACGGCGUGAGCAUGCGGCGUGAGUUUGGAAGUCAUUUGGAGAACAUAGCCCCCGAGACCGAGUUUGUCAAAAUCAUAGCUCGUGGUGGCCUCGUGUUUGAUUUUAAAGUUAUUAGGGACGACUACGAGCCAUUUCUUUCGUCCGGCGGAUGGGAGGAGUUUGUGGAUGCAACUAACAUACAAGAAGGUGACUCCGUUCUGUUUGUGUACCGUGGGAACUUCUGCCUUAAGGCUCACAUAUUCAAUCCAAGCGGUCACGAGAAAUCUUUUUUCUUUUGUCAACGACCUACUGAGAUAUUUGGAGAUGUUCCUUCGAGCACUCUUUGUGAUCAAUGUGUGAUGAAUGGACACGAAGCUCACAAGGCGAAUGACCGGCCAUCUAUGAAUCUUGAAGACGGUUCGCCACCUCUGUCCAAUCAUGUUGGGGGGCCUUCCCAGCAUACCUAUAUUUUGGCCCGGGGGGCAACUCUGUAUACGCAAAUGAAGAAAAGAGUUGAGGAGAAAGUACAAGCAAUUGGAUCUGAAAUUCCUAUCUAUGUCAAAAAGAUGACUGAAAUCUCUAUUAUUGGCAGCAAGGGCAAGGGUAGAGGAGGCCGAACAUAUGUUGUGACCUUCUGCCGCGAAUUUGCUUCGGCAUGGCUCCCCACCCAGAAAACAAAAAUUUACCUUCAGGUAGUGGGCAAAACGAAGCCAUGGCGUACCAAGUUCGAUGUUGGACGACGUGGUGACAGAAUGAGUUGGAUUCACAACGGGUGGGAGGAAUUUGUUUGGGACAAUGGCCUGAAGGUAGGGGAUGUGUGUCUCUUUGAAGCAAAAAAGAAGAAUGGCCAGAUGUUGAUUGUCCAUAUGAUUCGGUCGGAAAUAGAGGUGUAGCUCAGGCAUUUAGAUUUGUGAUUUCUUAUUUAUGUAUGGUAUGAUGUAGUAUGAUUUAGACCUCUGAUACCACCUGCCAUGAGAGAGCUGACUGUUGAACAACUUUACCCACUCCAUUCAAAUGACUUGUAGUAGCUGUUAAACGACUUUGUAGCAUGCAUGUAAUGUAAUUUGUGGAAAGGCUGGACCAUA
This is a messenger RNA of Triticum aestivum (bread wheat), 1287 nucleotides long. Its product is annotated as putative B3 domain-containing protein Os03g0621600. The transcript has 5 exons. The coding region runs from base 178 to 1095 and encodes 305 amino acids. Gene Ontology annotation, molecular function: DNA binding. NCBI's taxonomy places the organism in Eukaryota, Viridiplantae, Streptophyta, Magnoliopsida, Poales, Poaceae. The record is from RefSeq and is a predicted model, not a curated record.